AUGUUUUAUGCGGUCAUCUGGAUUUUCUGCGCCACCCUGUUCGCAAUCGUGUUUGGCGGAGUACGGAAACCCAAGAGAUUUCCGCCAGGACCUCGCUGGUAUCCGGUGGUGGGCAGUGCCCUGCAAGUCUCCCAGCUGCGAUGUCGCCUGGGCAUGUUCUGCAAAGUGAUCGAUGUCCUUGCCAGACAAUAUGUGAAUCCUUAUGGCUUCUUUGGCCUCAAGAUUGGAAAGGACAAGGUGGUGAUUGCCUACACGAACGAUGCCAUUAACGAGAUGAUGACCAACGAGGAUAUCGACGGGAGACCGGAUGGAAUAUUCUAUCGCCUCAGGACCUUCAACUCCCGGCUGGGUGUCCUGUUGACCGACGGGGAAAUGUGGGUGGAGCAGCGAAGAUUCAUUCUGCGGCAUUUGAAGAACUUUGGCUUUGCCAGGAGCGGCAUGAUGGACAUCGUUCACAACGAGGCCACUUGCCUGCUCCAGGACCUGAAGGAUCAGGUGCAGAAAGCCGGAGGCAGGCAGGCGAGGAUUGAGAUGCACGAUCUGACCAGCGUAUAUGUCUUGAACACCCUCUGGUGCAUGCUGAGUGGCCAGCGGUACGAGCCGGGCUCCCCGGAGAUCACUGAGCUCCUGGAGGUGUUCUUUGAACUUUUCAAAAACAUCGACAUGGUGGGAGCUCUCUUCAGCCACUUUCCCCUCCUCCGGUUCAUUGCUCCGGACUACUCCGGCUACAAUGGUUUCGUGGAGAGUCACCGUCACUUGUACUCCUUCAUGAGCAAGGAAAUCGAACUCCAUCGACUGACCUACAAGAACUACGAUGAGCCCAGGGAUCUGAUGGACUCCUAUCUGCGCGCCCAGGAGGAGGGCAACGAUCCCAAGGGCAUGUUCAGUGAUGAGAGUCUUCUGGCCAUUUGCUUGGACAUGUUUCUGGCCGGCUCGGAGACCACCAACAAGAGCCUGGGCUUCUGUUUCAUGCACUUGGUGCUGCAGCCGGAAAUCCAGGAGAAGGCCUACCAGGAAAUCAAGGAGGUGGUGGGCCUGGAAAGGAUUCCCGAAUGGUCGAGGGAUCGCUCAAAGAUGCCAUACUGCGAGGCCAUUACCCUGGAGGCGGUGAGGAUGUUUAUGUUGCACACCUUCGGAAUCCCCCAUCGCGCUGUUUGCGACACCCGCUUAUCCGGCUACGAGAUACCCAAGGAUACCAUGGUCAUAGCUUGUUUCAGGGGUAUGCUGAUCAAUCCCGUGGACUUCCCGGAGCCGGAGGCAUUCAAUCCGGAGAGAUUCCUGUUCGAUGGGCAGCUGAAGCUACCGGAAGCUUUCAAUCCCUUUGGUUUCGGGCGACAUCGGUGCAUGGGGGAUUUGUUGGGACGCCAAAAUCUGUUCAUGUUCACCACCACCGUGCUGCAGAACUUCAAAAUGGUGGCCAUUCCCGGCCAGAUGCCAGAGGAGGAGCCACUGGAAGGUGCCACAGCAGCAGUGAAGCCAUACGACAUAAUGCUGGUAGCCAGGGGGGAGAAUUAA
This is a messenger RNA of Drosophila bipectinata, 1515 nucleotides long. It is a transcript of the gene Cyp303a1, whose product is annotated as Probable cytochrome P450 303a1. Gene Ontology annotation, cellular component: intracellular membrane-bounded organelle; cytoplasm. NCBI's taxonomy places the organism in Eukaryota, Metazoa, Arthropoda, Insecta, Diptera, Drosophilidae. Gene Ontology annotation, biological process: xenobiotic metabolic process. The record is from RefSeq and is a predicted model, not a curated record. Gene Ontology annotation, molecular function: heme binding; iron ion binding; oxidoreductase activity, acting on paired donors, with incorporation or reduction of molecular oxygen, reduced flavin or flavoprotein as one donor, and incorporation of one atom of oxygen.